AUGCCCGGUGUCCGCACCCUCCUCGGCCUCCUGGCGGCCCUGGCGGUCUGCGGCGUCGUCGCCUUUCUCGGCUAUUGUGUGUAUUUCGACCGGAAGCGGCGCGGCGACCCCGCUUUCAAGCGCCGCCUGCGGGACAAAAGAAGAGCGGAACAGGCACAGGCUAAGGAACGGGGUGCGCAGUUGUGGGAUUCAGCAAAUGAAAAAUUGCAAGAACUUCUUCUGCAUGAGGUACAGAUGGGAGAACUUUGGUUAUCUAGAGGAGAGCAUAGAAUGGGGGUCGAACAUCUCAGCAAUGCCCUUUUACUGUGUGGGCAACCACAGGAACUUCUGAAAGUUUUCAAACUCACCCUCCCUCCCAAGGUAUUUGAGAUGCUGUUGCACAAAAUUCCCCUUAUUUGCCAGGUAAGCACAUAUUUAACUAUCUUUAUGAAAUGA
Molecule: messenger RNA, 435 nt
Organism: Loxodonta africana (African savanna elephant)
Lineage: Eukaryota; Metazoa; Chordata; Mammalia; Proboscidea; Elephantidae
Gene: TOMM20L
Product: translocase of outer mitochondrial membrane 20 like
Exons: 4
Coding region: 1-435 (144 amino acids)
Biological process (GO): tRNA import into mitochondrion; intracellular protein transport; protein import into mitochondrial matrix
Cellular component (GO): mitochondrial outer membrane; mitochondrial outer membrane translocase complex
Molecular function (GO): transmembrane protein transporter activity
Source: RefSeq, a predicted model, not a curated record